This is a messenger RNA of Oldenlandia corymbosa var. corymbosa, 1523 nucleotides long. The record is from the annotation of a GenBank genome assembly. Lineage: Eukaryota; Viridiplantae; Streptophyta; Magnoliopsida; Gentianales; Rubiaceae.
GGUGGUUUAAAGAUGAGUGUUGUAUUAUUUUUUUUUUUUCAUUUCAACGUUCAACUUUUUAAGUCAUCCCCGGGUCAAUGAAGAACAAGGAGAAAUAAAGAAGCCCAGACGACAAACGCGUUCAACACUUUGAUCACUCGCACCACAUCAACCAUUUUUCUUUGUUUGUCUCCUCUUCUUUUUCCGGCCAUCAUUUAGCAAAAAACCCAACAAACAAAUGAAGAUUAAUACAGUACCCUUUUUCUGGGUCUUGUUGAUAUUCUUGAUUCCGUUGUUAUCAGGGGAAGUGGUGUCGAGCCAGUGCCUGGAGGACCAGAAGUCGUUGCUUCUGAUACUGAAAGCCAACUUGACGAAUCCUUCAUCCGAUAGUUCAUCAUCGUCUUCCAGGUUAGUGAAUUGGGAUUCUAGUACUGAUUGUUGCACUUGGGAUGGAGUCAAAUGUGAUAAAUCAGGUCAUGUCAUGAAGCUGAAACUUGAUGAUCAGACAUUUUCAGGCAGGAUAGAUAACUCGAGUGUUCUGUUUGAACUUCAGUACCUGGAGAGUUUGAAUUUGGCUUACAAUAACUUCUACUCUAUCAUUCCAAGUGGAUUGUACUACAAGCUCAGGAAUCUAACUUACCUGAAUUUGUCGAAUGCCGGCUUUUAUGGAGAAAUCAGUACUGAUCUGGGAUUGAUGAAGAGGUCCAAUCAGCACUUCCCUUUCACAACUCAGUUCAUUGUCAGUGUUCAAUCUUAACAACAACAAUCUAUCAGCUUCAGUUCCAGAUUUCUUCGCAAACUUCACGAAUUUGACAAUUUUAAGCCUCACCUCUUGUAGUCUGCAAGGACGUUUCCCACAGAAGAUCCUCCAGGUACCAACAUUGCAGCACAUAGCCUUGUCAUACAAUGAUUUGCUCACUGGAAUCAUCCCAGAACUUUCCAAGAAUGCAUCCUUCAGAACUCUUGUGCUUUGCUAUACUGCUUUCUCGGGUACUUUGCCAGAUUCCAUUGGUUUCCUGGGGAAUUUGUCGAUGAUAGAUUUGUCAAAUUGUAAUUUCAGUGGACCAAUUCCAUCCACAAUGGCAAAUCUCAAGGAACUGGUUUAUUUGGACUUUUCCGCUAACAAAUUCAAUGGUUCAAUCCCAUUAUUUCAGAUGUCCAAUAAACUCAAAUACAUCGAUCUUUCCCGGAAUUUUCUAACGGGCACCAUUCUUUCCACCCAUUUUGAAGGCCUCGCCGAGCUUUAUUUCAUUAAUUUAGGGUUCAACUCACUAGAAGGAAGCAUUCCCCCAUCCUUGUUUACCAUGCAAUCCUUGCAGAAACUUCAACUUUCAAACAAUAGAUUUGACGGUCAAAUAGCAGAAUUUCCCAACGCCUCUACACGCUCGUUAGGCGUACUUGAUCUGAGUGGUAAUCAACUCAAAGGCUCAAUACCAAAAUCUUUCUUUGAACUUAGAAGCCUCAAUGUCCUCUCACUUUCUUCCAAUGGUUUCAAUGGCACCUUGCAGCUUCAAAUGAUCAACGAGCUUCCCGACCUUACAAAA